Messenger RNA from Girardinichthys multiradiatus, 1598 nucleotides. Its product is annotated as ceramide synthase 5-like. Lineage: Eukaryota; Metazoa; Chordata; Actinopteri; Cyprinodontiformes; Goodeidae. The record is from RefSeq and is a predicted model, not a curated record. Gene Ontology annotation, molecular function: DNA binding; sphingosine N-acyltransferase activity. The coding region runs from base 1 to 1152 and encodes 383 amino acids. The transcript is spliced from 10 exons. Gene Ontology annotation, biological process: ceramide biosynthetic process. Gene Ontology annotation, cellular component: membrane.
AUGACUGCCUCUAUCUCAGCCUGGAUUUGGAGUGAGAAAUUCUGGCUUCCCGAAAAUGUGUCGUGGGCAGACCUGGAGCACCCUCCAGCUGGAGCGGAGUACCCCAGACUGCAGCAUAUGCUCUCCCAUGCCUUCCCUUUGGCUGCGGGGGUUUUACUUCUCAGGCUGCUUUUUGAAAGGCUGGUGGCCAAACCCUGUGCCCACAUACUUCAGAUUCAGACAGGAGUGCCCCGGCGAGCUCAGCCUAAUGCUGUCCUGGAGAGGCUCUAUCAGGCCAACACGUGUCCAGAUACGAGACAACUGGAGGGACUCUCCAAGCAGCUGGACUGGGAGGAAAGGAAAAUUCAGAGAUGGUUUCGUAUCCGCCGGAACCAGGACAGGCCCAGCACGCAGAAGAAGUUCUGUGAGAGCAUGUGGAGAUUUACCUUUUACCUUGUGAUUUUUAUCUAUGCCAUUUGCCAUUUGUGGGUGUCACCUUGGACAUGGGAUACCAGACAGUGUUGGUACAACUACCCUUUUCAGCCUCUAAGUCCUGGACAAUACAAUCACUAUGUUGCUGAGCUGGCUUUCUAUUGGUCUCUGAUGGUGUCCCAGUUCACAGACAUUAAGCGUAAGGAUUUCAUGAUCAUGCUUGUUCACCAUCUGGCCACCAUAUUCCUCAUCACUUUCUCCUAUGCCAACAACAUGCUCAGAGCUGGCACUUUGGUCAUGUGUGUGCACGAUGCAUCGGACAUCUUCCUCGAGGCAGCCAAGUUGGCCAACUAUGCCAAGUACCAGAAGUUAUGCGACAGCUUGUUUGUGGUGUUCAGCAUAAUCUUUUUCCUCACUCGACUCAUCAUCUUUCCUUUCUGGAUUGUUAACAGCGUGCUGUUUGAGAGCUGGCAGAUUAUUGGGCCAUAUCAGGCCUGGUGGCUGUUAAACGGGUUACUGCUGGUCCUGCAGUCUCUUCACAUCAUCUGGUUCUACCUCAUCGCACGCAUUGCUGUCAAAGCUCUCUUCAAAGGAAAGGUGUCAAAAGACGAUCGCAGCGACGUGGAGAGCAGCACGGAUGAGGACAUAUCCUCCAACGGCAAUAAAAACUCCUGUCAAAAAUCCAAAGUGAGGGACAGUAGUCAUACCACCGUCCUUAAUGGAGAAACGUAUGACCACUGAGAGGACAAGGAGGGAUCCUUUAUUCCAGUCAUGUUUUGUUCACUUCUACAUGUGUGAGUCUCACUCUACACCUUAUUACAGUGAACUUUGAUUUAUUUUCCUAAGAAGUGUGCAAGGAUGUUAAACUCCUGCAAGGAUGUUAAACUCCAUGGUUAGCCCACAGCCUUGGACCCCUGACAUGUUUACAUCUGCUGUUUUUCUCACAGGAACACAAAAAAUAUUGGAGAAUUGCAGCAACUGAUGAACUGCUUACAGUGCUUUAUGCAUGUAAAUAGAUUUUUCUAGUGGCAAUGGUUCAUGUGUUUGAUGGCUGUGAAACAAAUCACUGCUUCUAAUGUAUUUGUUGUAUCAUAGAUAAAUAUGCAUGUGUGUGCUUUUGACUUCAAUUGUCAAACAUCCCAAAGGUUUCUUGAUGAAAGAUAAAUGCAAUAAAUCCAGUGAUAGUA